This is a messenger RNA of Xylaria bambusicola, 2801 nucleotides long. RefSeq names its product HECT-domain-containing protein. Bases 373 to 2766 code for a protein of 797 amino acids. Gene Ontology annotation, molecular function: protein binding; ubiquitin protein ligase activity. NCBI's taxonomy places the organism in Eukaryota, Fungi, Ascomycota, Sordariomycetes, Xylariales, Xylariaceae. The record is from RefSeq and is a predicted model, not a curated record. Gene Ontology annotation, biological process: ubiquitin-dependent protein catabolic process. The transcript has 6 exons.
CCCGCUUCCACCUCGACGGCCUGGUCUGGUAGGCAAUGCUCCUGGUCCUGGCCUUAGUUCCAACAAGUGUGUGUCAUUGCUCAAACCACUCAUCUCAUCUUUUUUUCGUGUUGUUUCCCUCUCGCGCUGGCUACCAUCUGUUGCGGUGGACGUGUUGCAGUACAGAGACUCCAAACUCUAUCUAGGCAUACCUAGGCAUACCUAGGCGUUCUUAGUCCCUAGAUCCAUCCCCUCGCUUUCGAGAGUUGACCCCUCUUCCUUACGCACGCUCGCUCGUUCUUCGUCCAUCGACCUGCACUGAAACGAGACCUGGGGAGAGAGAGCCCGAAGACCUCGCGUCGACGCCUUAUCGCAUGCUAGACGGCCAUUGCCAUGGCGUCAAAUCGCUCCGAUGCAGGGUCAUCAGCUCCAUCCAACCUGCGAGUGACCAUAAUUGCUGCCGAUGGCCUGUAUAAGCGAGACGUCUUCCGGCUCCCUGAUCCUUUCGCUGUUGCCACCCUCAAUGGCGAACAGACCAAGACUACUCAGGUUGUCAAGCGAACGUUGAACCCGUAUUGGAAUGAGAGCUUUGACUUCCGCGCAACCGAGGAUGGCAUAUUAGCCGUACAGGUUUUUGAUCAAAAGAAAUUCAAGAAGAAGGACCAAGGGUUCCUAGGCGUUAUCAAUGUUCGCAUCGGUGAUGUCAUUGAGUUAGCGGAGGGUGCUGAUGAUCAGAUGCUCACACGAGACCUAAAGAAGUCGACCGAUAACCUCGUCGUACACGGAAAGCUCAUUAUCAAUCUGUCCACGAAUCUCACUGCUCCAGUACGCCCCCAGCAAGCGCAAUCCACCAACUCGAGUCGCCCAUCCUUGGCGCCUCAAGGCUCUACAAUGAGUACCGACCGCACUUCAGAACGACCGACGUCCUCUACCUCAGGACCUAAUGGCUCAGUUCCCAGCUUGCAAACAAGUCUACCCAUUCGAACAAACGGCGUAAACGGUGCAGCAUCAACAAAUGGUACCGCUUCUGCCCAGGGUCGACCUACCAGUCAGAUGAGCCCUUUUGAGGAUUCUCAAGGGCGCCUACCUGCUGGGUGGGAGCGUCGCGAGGAUAACAUGGGCAGGACAUACUACGUUGAUCACAACUCUCGUACCACGAGCUGGACUCGACCUGGUGCAUCUGGAGAUACUCGGGGGGAACGAGAGGCGGCCACCCAAGUAGAGCGCCAACGGCAUCAGAACCGGACGCUUCCGGAGGAUCGCACAGGUGCCAACUCCCCCACGCUCCAGCAACAGCAACAACAGCAGCAAGCAAACGCUCAGCAAAAUGCACAGAAUAGUACCAUGAUGCACACUGGUGCUACGAGUCCUGGCACUGGUGAACUUCCCCCGGGCUGGGAACAACGGUGGACACCAGAAGGGCGGCCUUACUUUGUUGACCAUAAUACUCGCACAACUACGUGGGUAGACCCUCGACGCCAGCAAUACAUUAGGAUGUACGGCGGCCAGAACAAUGCAAGUGGUACUAUCCAGCAGCAGCCCGUAUCCCAGCUCGGACCUCUUCCUAGUGGAUGGGAGAUGCGCCUAACAAACACGGCCCGUGUAUAUUUCGUGGAUCAUAAUACGAAGACGACAACUUGGGAUGACCCACGACUACCAUCUUCUCUAGACCAAAAUGUUCCCCAGUACAAGCGAGACUUCAGAAGGAAGCUAAUUUACUUCCGAUCCCAACCUGCCAUGCGCAUUUACUCUGGCCAGUGUCAUAUUAAGGUCCGAAGGUCGCAUAUUUUUGAGGACUCAUUUGCCGAAAUCUCGAGGCAAUCUGCUACAGAUCUCAAGAAACGCCUGAUGAUAAAAUUCGACGGCGAAGAUGGUUUAGACUAUGGUGGUUUGUCAAGAGAGUUCUUUUUCUUGUUAUCGCACGAGAUGUUCAACCCAUUCUACUGCCUCUUCGAGUAUUCCGCACAUGAUAACUAUACCCUGCAAAUCAAUCCACAUUCAGGUAUCAACCCAGAACAUCUCAACUACUUCAAGUUCAUAGGGCGGGUGGUUGGACUGGCCAUCUUCCACCGCCGCUUCUUGGAUGCCUUUUUCAUUGGGGCUCUGUACAAGAUGAUACUCGGCAAGGCUGUUCAAUUGGCCGACAUGGAGGGUGUAGAUGCGGAUUUCCAUCGAAGUUUACAGUGGAUGUUGGAUAAUGACAUUUCUGGGGGCAUCCUAGAACAGACCUUCUCCACCGAGGACGAACGUUUUGGCGUUAUGACUACUGAGGAUCUCAUUCCCAACGGACGGAAUAUUGAGGUGACGAAUGAGAACAAGAAGGAAUAUGUCGAUUUGAUGGUCAAAUGGCGUAUUGAGAAGCGCAUCGCCGAACAGUUCCAGGCCUUCAAGGAGGGCUUCCAAGAACUAAUUCCUCAUGAUCUUAUCAACGUCUUCGAUGAGCGUGAAUUGGAACUCUUGAUCGGAGGUAUUGCUGAGAUCGAUGUGGAUGAUUGGAAGAAGCACACGGAUUAUCGUGGCUAUACAGAGAAUGACGAAGUCAUCCAGUUCUUCUGGCAGACCAUAAGGAGUUGGGAUGGAGAGCAGAAGAGCAGGUUGCUGCAAUUCGCGACCGGAACGUCGCGAAUCCCUGUCAAUGGUUUCAAGGACCUUCAAGGCAGUGAUGGGCCCAGGAGAUUUACCAUUGAAAAGGCUGGCGAUAUCGGAAAUCUACCCAAGGCUCACACCUGGUACGUUCUAAAUGCCGAAUCCUAUCCGUCCACUCACUUACUUGGCCUAUUUCGCUAACACGCAUUAACAGUUUCAACCGUCUCGACCUACCA